GAGAACAGACACUUGAACAGCGUUUCAUCUCACAAGAAGAGGACACUAAACACACACUGAAGAUGCUGUGCUCUCAUGGAUUCCAGUCUGCCCUCAGUUCAUUCAUGGACUUCUACGGUCCUGUCCGCAGUCUGUGGCCAGAGGUCAAACCUCUGCUCUACCAGCAGGAUCUGCUGCACAGAAACCUGCAGGAGCUGUGCAGCAGUCUGGAGCUGAUGGACAAACUUCAACACAAGAUCCCGGAAGAGACGGAGCCUUUCCAAAGCAGUGUGGCCGUGCAGCCAGUUUCCUACCAGCUGGACAAAGAGGGACAGCACUUUGGCCUGACUCUGGACACUCAAGGCUUUUCCCCAGAGGAGCUGUCUGUCAGGCAGGUGGGCAGGAAGCUGAGAGUCAGUGGCAAGACAGAGAAGAAGCAGGAGGACGGGAAAGGCUCCUACUCUUACAGACUGCAGGAGUUCAGACAGGAGUUUGAUCUGCCUGAAGGACUGAACCCUGAAGCCGUCACCUGCUGCCUGGCUCCAGACGGGAAGCUCCACAUCCAGGCAGCCAAAGGUCCAUGUGCUGAGGAGGCUGAGAGAGAGCUGACUAUCAAGAGGAGCCUGGAGGAGAAAACACAGCAGAGUGUGUGUUCACACACAGAAGGCAGCAGCAGCAGCACAGAGACACACAACAGCACACAGGACAAACCUGAACACAUGGACUGAUCACAGUGUUGCUGUGUGAUUUUACAGGAAGA
Molecule: messenger RNA, 739 nt
Organism: Toxotes jaculatrix (banded archerfish)
Lineage: Eukaryota; Metazoa; Chordata; Actinopteri; Toxotidae
Product: heat shock protein 30-like
Exons: 1
Coding region: 63-707 (214 amino acids)
Biological process (GO): protein refolding; response to heat
Molecular function (GO): protein folding chaperone
Source: RefSeq, a predicted model, not a curated record